Messenger RNA from Cimex lectularius (bed bug), 1238 nucleotides. RefSeq lists its product as uncharacterized. Bases 276 to 1139 code for a protein of 287 amino acids. The transcript is spliced from 4 exons. Gene Ontology annotation, molecular function: acyltransferase activity, transferring groups other than amino-acyl groups. The record is from RefSeq and is a predicted model, not a curated record. Lineage: Eukaryota; Metazoa; Arthropoda; Insecta; Hemiptera; Cimicidae.
GUAUUUCCCGGCUUUUGAGACAUUUUUAUUCGCGUUUGAUAUUUUAUACGGAGGUAAAAGAAGCAGGUACACCCCCAAAGUGACCUGAAACCCAACCAUUGCACUUUUUUUUCUUUAUCUACAAAGCGUUAUCGCCUUGUUUAUUAAAAUUCCAAUUUAAUUAGCAGAGGCUAACACUUUCCACUCCCACUCUGAGCGUGACAGUGAUACUGCUAGUGAGUAGUGACUCAGUAUCAAAGUUCAAACAGUAAGUUACUGUCAGCGACGACACGAUCAUGAUCGAAGACGAAUUUCGGCCAGUCACAGACGAAGAUCUGCCGAAGCUUCUCCAGCUGCUCAAGUGCGAUUUUCCACGAGGGAUACACGCAUACUCCUACAUCGACACACUUUGCAAAUGGCGACAGAAGAAUACAUCACUCGACAUCCACUUUCUCGCGCCAGGCGGCAACUACCGCCAUGGAGUAUUCUUCUACAUGACGUACAAGACUGAGACGAAGGAACGUCUUGAGGGGUCAUUUUAUGCCUCAACGAUGGAAGGUCACAAGAAGUUGGUUGAUGCUCUGAACCAGUACGAAUUCGACUGGGACAGGUACAUACUACUGUUUACUUGUAUGCAGGAGCAAACGUGGAAUUGCAUUCAGAAGGUGUUUCUUGCAAAAGGUUGCCAGCUUAAUUCGUCCAAUGAUAACGUUUAUUGGAUGCCUUGGAAAGAAGCAAAGGACAUUCAGGUUGAGAUACCAGACACGAUGUACUUAGCGGAUUUGAAACCGGAACACGCGGACAUUAUCAACAGCAUCUGGCCUCACAGGUUCCGCGGCUCCUCUACGGUGAUCAAACAGAUAAUCAAGCUUAAUUUUGGCAUCGGUCUCUUCCUGAGGGGCUCGUCAGAGCUGAUCUCGUGGGCUGUCUUCUGGUACUACGGCGGAAUCGGGGCCGUCCAGACAGUUGAAGAGUACAGAAGAAAGGGAUGUGCUUCGGCCACAGUACAGGCAAUCACGAGAAAAAUGGGGAGUCAAGGGCUCGAUGUUCACCUCAAUGUCGUCAACGGAAACAUAGCUGGAAAUCUCUUCUUUACAAAACAGGGCUUCAGGUUCGCUUUCAUCGGUGUCUGGGCGUUUUCGCCCAACUCCGAUGGAUAACCGUUCAAACACAACCCGUCAUUUAAGUGUCUAAACAAAUAAAAAGGUAUCGGUUUAAAGCUUAAAAAAAAAAAAACAAAAAAAACGAAGCUUUAAAAA